GUAGCUGCGUCUGUACGCAUAACCAGGACCUACGGAUUUCCCGACGCCUCCGCCGCAGCAGCUCCUUUGUUCUGUACUGCUUCCAGAAGCCAGUCCUCCACGUAUUCCUUCUAGUCUCUAACACGACCUCUCUAUGGUACCAGGUCCCUCCCCCCUGACGUCACUGCGCCACUGGCUGCGCCCGUUACGAUUUGAACUAUUUGAACGGUUUGGGCGGGAGCGGAUGGACCUCUAGUGCCGGGGAGACAGAAACAUCAACGGGGACGUGCGGAGUCGGGAAACCGGCCCCGUUGUAGGCAUCACCAUGAGCUACCCAGAGAGUGUUUCCCAGCUUCUGCAGGUCUGUGCCCGCAAGACAGAAGAUUUUGUGCGGCUUCUGGAUAGCAAGCACAUGGUAUGGCUCCUGGAGAUCGAAGAGGCAGCCAGGAAAAUGUUUAGCAGUGACUUCAGCGCUGAGCCAGAGCUGAUGCCUAAGACUCCGUCUCAGAAGAGACGACGAAAGAAGAGAACCUCAAUUGUGUCCGAUGAAAACAGAGACCCCAGUGGACGCAGGUUAUCAAGACGAAGCAGUGCCAGCUGGAGUACAUCUGUACGCAGACUGUCAACUAGACAAAUGAACAAAGCACUUGAGACAUCCAUUCCAGAGGAGACUGUGCAACCUAAGAGAGUGACUCGGGCGAGGGUACAAGCUAGCAUAGUCUGUAUGCCUGCAGCAGAGAGACCACUACAAGAACUUACUUCGAGCUCUGCCAAUGAUCGCAUUCUGCAGGUGAAGAUCAGUGCUGAAGAUCGCCACAGUGCAGAGCUACAAAUCACAGAGCUGGUUGCUUUGGGUUCCAGUGCUCCACCUGUCCCCGUUGCUCCCGCAGUGGUGGCUGCUACAGAACAUCCUGCCCCUGUCACACCUCCAAAAAACGAUCGCACAGCAGCCAAGUUAAAGAUUGCAGAUAGCUCCACUCCUAGGAUGGCAGCUGUUGAUAAAGAGUCGGUAGAUCUGACCCUUGAAUCUCCCCAACCUGUUGCAGAAGCAGCCAAGGCGUUGGCUUUGGAAUUGUCAAAUCACAGCAUGACUCCCACAGGAUCACGCUCUGACCGCCGCUCUGUUCGUCGCAGCAUCGUGGCAAAAAAGUCGAUCAGCUCUCGCUCCUCUUUGGCUAAUAAGUACUCGCUUGCUAGCAAGCGUGAAAGCAUGACCAAAGAAGCUGUGCGCAAGUCCAUUCGUCGGUCGGUGUCCAAAAAGAAAGCUACAGAGACUUCUUCAUCAUCUAGUUACAAGAGCUACCAGAGCUCUGUUGAAGUAGUGGAUGAUGAAGUCAUUGUUAGGACAGAAGAUGCUGAACUCGCUGAGACCGCUUUGACCUCCGGCAGCCACUCUCUCAGAACACGUGGUUUUAAAAAGAUUGCAAUUAGCAAUUUACCAGACUCUGAUCAGCCACAAAGGAUGGCGACACGGCAGUCAUUGACAUUAAACACUGAACCUGGUCCAGACACGUAUGAUGAUCAGACAAUCAGGCGGAAGAGUUACAAGCGAGCUGUUGAUGAACUGUCUGACGAACAUCUCAGUGAUGAUGAGAUUAACUCUCCUCCCAGGAAGAAGACUCCAUCUCCACCAUGUCCUCCCAGCAAAGUUGUAAAACCUCCACCCCAUAUGAAGAGCUUUCUGCAUACAGUGCAGAAGAAUCAGUUCUUGAUGAUGACUCCCGGAUCCAUUGGGAAGAGUCUGAUGGUGAAAUCCUUUAUAAAACGCAACACCCCUCUGAAAACAGAUCCAAAGGAGAAGGAGCGGCAGCGCCUUGAAGUGCUACGUAAAAAAGAAGAGGCUGAGCUACAGCGCAAGCAGAAGAUAGAGGAGGGAAAAAAACGAAAGCAGGAGGAACUUAAAUUGAGGAGGGAGGAACGUUUGCGUAAGGUGUUGCAGGCACGUGAGAGAGUAGAACAGAUGGAGGAAGAGAAAAAGAAAAAAAUGGAACAAAAAUAUGCUCAAAUAGAUGAGAAGAGUGAGAAGGUGCGAGAAGACCGUAUGGCUGAGGAGAAAUCCAAAAAGAAAAUCACAGCUAAAAAGCAGGAGGAAAUAGAGUCUAGGAGGCGGCAAGAGGAGGAGGCACGGAAACUCAAAGCAAAACAGGAGGAAGAGGACCGCAGGCAACAGGAGCUUCUCAUCCAGAAAAAGAGGGAAGAGGAGGAGCAGGAAAGACAGAGAAAGCUUGCAGAGGCGAAGAAGCUGGCUGAGAUGCGGCAAGCGGAACAGGAACGCGAGAGGCAGCGGGAGCUGCAACUGGCAGCAGAAAAAGAGCAGGAGCGGUUCAUACUACAAAGAGAAAGGGAGCGUGUAGAGAAAGAAAAGGCUCUUCUGUUGCAGAGAGAUCUUGAGCGAGUGGCACAGGAGAAGGAGCAGCAGCGCAGAGAGGCAGAAGAGCGGAAGAAAAGAGAAAGGCUGGAACAGGAACGCCAGGAAAGACUACACAGAGAGAUGGAGGCCAAGAAGUUAAAAGAACAAGCACAGAGAUUGCGUGAGGAGCAGGAGAGAUUGGCGGCUGUUGCAAAUGCACCAGUGCUGAAUGUCACUGUAGAUAUCCAGAAAUCCCCAGCCUGUGAAUCCUAUGAUAUGACUCCAAAGAGCUGUAAACCUUACUCUUCUAAGGCCAAUUCAGAGGACUAUGGCAUGGACUUAAACAGUGAUGACUCCACUGAUGAUGAAGGCAAACCUCGCAAGCCUAUCCCAGCUUGGGCAUCUGGAAACCAGCUAGACCAAUCUGUGCGCCAACAGUACUACCAUCCCAUAGAUCUGGACAGGUUGUUUGGCACCAUUGACAGUCCAAAACUGGAAAAUAUGUUUAAUAAAAGCAAACCCCGCUUCUACAAACGCACUAGCUCUGCAGUAUGGCACUCUCCCCCACUAAACAGCAACAGACAGCAUCUUACUGUGGGCUAUGGCUUGAAGAAAUUCUGAGUUGGGGGGGACUGUAGCCUUACUAGCCCAUAUCACAGACUAUAUUGCACGUUGCCAUCUAACCUCUGUAUGACUGUCUAUUGUAUCUGUAAUUUUUAUGUGAACUGGCUAUAUUAUAUAUUGUAUGGUAGGGAUGUAUCAUUUUAAAAAUAAAGAUUCUUUAAGGAUUA
Messenger RNA from Pseudophryne corroboree (corroboree frog), 3120 nucleotides. RefSeq names its product inner centromere protein (gene INCENP). Gene Ontology annotation, biological process: meiotic spindle midzone assembly; mitotic cytokinesis; metaphase chromosome alignment. Lineage: Eukaryota; Metazoa; Chordata; Amphibia; Anura; Myobatrachidae. The coding region runs from base 305 to 2950 and encodes 881 amino acids. Gene Ontology annotation, cellular component: midbody; chromosome passenger complex; kinetochore. The record is from RefSeq and is a predicted model, not a curated record. The transcript is spliced from 18 exons.